Molecule: messenger RNA, 7790 nt
Organism: Acipenser ruthenus (sterlet)
Lineage: Eukaryota; Metazoa; Chordata; Actinopteri; Acipenseriformes; Acipenseridae
Product: platelet-derived growth factor receptor beta
Exons: 23
Coding region: 250-3462 (1070 amino acids)
Biological process (GO): protein phosphorylation; multicellular organism development; cell chemotaxis
Cellular component (GO): signaling receptor complex
Molecular function (GO): platelet-derived growth factor binding; platelet-derived growth factor beta-receptor activity; ATP binding
Source: RefSeq, a predicted model, not a curated record
AGGGUUAAAACUGAUUAGGACAGCCAUCCCCACAGACUGAAGGAAUCUACCCAAGUACUAGAGAAUUUAAUUGGAAACUGUUACUCAGUCCAUACAGCUGCUCAGAGGGAGUGUUGGGCUGGGAGUCAGAAACUACACUUCUACAAUGCUUUAAAGGAUAACACAAAGAAAUCCUUCUAAAUUGGCCAAUACUUGCUGGACUUUAGUGGAAAGUGAAAAGUUUUUCUUUUGAAGAGCUAUACCUGAAAAAUGAAGAAGGAUUGGAAGAAAUCCACCUUCUCUACUGCCAUUCUUCUUACAGCGAUUCUACAGUUCUGCACAGGGGCACGUAGACCAGUCAUUUCACCUGAGGAUUCUGAGCAUGUUCUGGACCUUUCCUCUACCUUCACCCUCACCUGCUCUGGAUCUGACAAGGUUGUGUGGAAAUACAGGCAGGAUGCCAGUGUGACUGAAGUGCAGGGCGAGUUAUCUAGCAACCUCACUCUGCACAGGGUAUCGGGGAGACACACUGGGCUGUACACCUGCCAGCACAAGAGUGCAGAAGAACAAGAGAAAAGCACAUACAUUUUUGUGCCAGAUCCAGACAUGUGGUUCUUACCACUGGAGCAUGGCGAAUCAGUGGUGAUGAAAACGAACGCCAAAGCCACCUUUCCCUGCUUUGUCACCAACCCCGCUUUUAAUGUCACCCUUCAUGAUAAGUCACAUGACCUGCCUGUUCCUGGAUCGUACAAGCCACAGGAAGGCUUUACAGGGAAAGUCGAAGACAAGUCCUAUUACUGCAGGGCAACCUUCAAUGGAACCCAGAGAGAGUCAGAGCAGUUUUAUGUUUACAGCAUAAUAGUUCCAGAGGCGAUUGAAGCCAUUAUCAACGCCACACAGGCGGUACUGAAGCAAGGAGAGCCUCUUAUGGUUAACUGUUCCAUUCAUGGCUCGGAGCUUGCUUAUUUCAGUUGGGAUUACCCACGCAAAGCUGCAGGCAAAACUAUUGAGCAAAUAACAGAUGUGACAGCUGGCCUGGAGUGGAGCCUGCGGUCUAUCCUGAACAUUUCCAACGCCACUCUGGAAGAUUCAGGCCUGUAUUACUGCAACGUCACAGAGAAUGUCGGGGAGCAGGAGGCUUAUGAUCAUAUCAAGAUCACAGUUCUUGAGAAGGGGUUUGUCAGGCUAAGCUCUGACCUCAACAGGAAUCUGUCUGUCAAACUCCACGAGAGCUUCGAUGUCAGUGUGGUGAUAGAGGCCUACCCGAAGCCUUCAGUGCACUGGCUGAAGGACAAUAGCAUAGUAAUGGAGAGUAGCGACGAAGUUUCCAUGGAAACCACAGAGGAAGAAGAGACCAGGUACCUCAGCACGUUGACACUGGUUCGAAUUAAAACAGAACAGAGCGGUUUUUACACAAUCAGAGUCUCUAAUGAAGAUGAGAUCCAGGAGUUGACCUUCGAUCUUAAUGUCAAUGUGCCUCCCAGGAUUGUGGAGCUUUCAGACCACCACCCCUCCGACAAGGGCCAGGCUGUGGUCUGUGUGGCCGAGGGGGCUCCCUCCCCUGAAAUAGAGUGGUUCAGCUGCAGCCAGAUGAAAAAAUGCAGCAACAGAACUGUUCUCUGGAACCCUCUAGCCACAGACCCUGAUAAUAUCAGCAUUCAGACCAAUGUGAGCUUCAAUGAGAGUCGGAAAGUUUAUCUGGCACGGAGCGUUAUCGUCUUUCAGAAUGUGCCGACGAUGCUUUCCAUCCGCUGUGAAGCCAGGAACAAGCUUGGGAGAAAAACACAAGACGUCAAACUGGUUUCACACUUGUUAAACUCCCAGGUGGCAAUAACAGCCGCCAUCGUAGCCUUGCUGGUUAUUGCUGUAAUUGCAGUUGUUGUGCUCAUCAUACUGUGGAGAAAGAAACCUCGCUAUGAGAUCCGUUGGAAGGUGAUCGAGUCAGUCAGCUCUGACGGUCAUGAGUACAUUUACGUGGACCCCAUGCACCUGCCCUACGACUCCAGCUGGGAAUUCCCAAGAGACUGCUUGGUGUUGGGUCGGACUUUGGGUUCAGGAGCCUUUGGACGGGUUGUGGAAGCAUCCGCUCAUGGCCUCAGUCAUUCCCAGUCAACCACUAAAGUGGCUGUGAAAAUGCUCAAAUCCACAGCUAAGAGGAGCGAGACUCAGGCUCUGAUGUCAGAGUUGAAGAUCAUGAGCCAUUUGGGACCUCAUCUUAACAUUGUUAACCUGCUGGGAGCCUGCACUAAACGAGGUCCUAUCUUUCUUAUAACGGAGUAUUGUCGCCAUGGAGACCUGGUAGACUACCUCCACAGAAACAAGCACACCUUUCUGCAGUACUACGCUGAUAAAACCAGGAGAGACAGCGAUAUGUGUGGAAACACCACCUCUGAAGGCCAGGGGAAAAGUUACGUGACGCUGUUCAGUGAGAGUGACGGUGGAUACAUGGACAUGAGCAAGGAUGACACCACUGAAUAUGUUCCCAUGCUGGAACUGUCAGACAACAUCAAGUAUGCAGAUAUUGAGCCAUCCGUGUAUGAAACACCAUACCAACAGGACAAUUACCAAGGGCAAGCUCCAGAGAGAGUUGACAAUGCCCUGGUGAUUAACGAGUCUCCAAUUCUGAGCUACACAGACCUGGUGGGAUUCAGUUACCAGGUGGCUAAAGGAAUGGAGUUCCUGGCUUCCAAAAACUGUGUACAUCGUGACCUAGCAGCGAGAAACGUCUUGAUUUGUGAAGGAAAGCUGGUGAAGAUCUGUGACUUCGGGCUCGCACGAGACAUCAUGCACGAUUCUAACUACAUCUCCAAAGGCAGCACAUUCCUGCCCCUGAAAUGGAUGGCACCAGAGAGUAUCUUCCACAACCUGUACACGACACUGAGUGACUCCUGGUCUUUUGGCAUUCUGCUGUGGGAGAUCUUCACUAUGGGUGGGACUCCUUACCCAGACCUCCCCAUGAAUGAAUUGUUCUACAACGCUCUCAAGACAGGGUACAGGAUGUCAAAGCCUGCCCACGCCUCUGAUGAAAUUUAUGAGAUUAUGCAGAAAUGCUGGAAUGAAAAGUAUGAGAAAAGGCCAGAGUUUAGUGAGCUGGUUCAUGCAGUUGGAAACUUGCUUGCUGACAGCUACACAAAGAGAUAUAACCAGGUGAAUGAGGAAUUCUUUAAAAGUGACCACCCUGCAAUUGUACGCACAAAGCCAAGAAUGUCAGGGAACAUUGCUGCAGAGGUGAGGCAGGAUACUGACAAUGAACCAAGCCCUCAUAAUGAAUACAUCAUCCCCAUACCAGACCCCAGACCAGAGGAAGAGGAAGAAAUCAACGAUAUGAAUACUGAGAAAAAAACAAGCUUGCAAGCAACUGAAGAACAGGAUUCAGGUACUGAUUCCAUGGAGAUGCCACAUGCAGAGCCAGAGGAAUCAGGCCCAGGUUCAGGCCCAAAGCUAGAUCAAUCUGAGCCAGAAGUGGAGGACAGCUUCCUGUGACCUGGCUGUGGUUCUUCAGGGACACUUGAGUAAACCCUGACCAAAGAAAAGUCAACAUGGCUAUGACAGGUUCACAGCCCGUGUGAUUUAAGGUGGGAGUGCGGAGCCAGUAUGGACUUGAGCUUGAAGCUGACAACCUGGUUUCAAAACUCUUACCUCAUGUUUUUAUUCUUUAGCAAGCAGGGUCACCACAAGAAGGGACACAUCUGCUGUACUUCAUUUAGUAGCCUCAUAAAAUAUAUCCUAUUAUAUCCAGUAAUUACUAUAUAAACACUACAAUCUACACGGUGGCAAUGUUUUGUGGAGAAAGAGCCUACUGGUACUGUAGAAUCUGGUGGUGCUUCUGGUGUUUUUCAUUGACUGCCUUAUUUCAUUGACUGCCUUAAGGUAGCCCAUUCCAUACCCUGUCCACUCUGUGGAGAGAUCAGGUUUGGAAGGAUCAGGUUUAUCUUAUUUUAGGGCUACAGUAUUAAGAUCCACUGUUGAUCAGUAAACAGACCCCAGUGAUAAUCAAGGCUUCACAAUCAAUUCUCUUACUUUAUUAUCAUUAGCAAUUAGAACUGGUGCCCUUUGUACCAGCUAAGCAGUGAACACCAAACCAAAGGGAAGUUUUGGACGAUUAGAUGUAUUUACAAUGACAUGUUCCUGUGAACAGGCUGGCUGUAGGGUGACAGGCCAGAAAGAAUCACACAAGCAGGCAGUACUGGGGUUGAAACUGAGACCAAAAUGAAUAAACGAAUAAAACAAUAAUCAGACAGUGGACGAACAGACAAACAAACACGGUAAAUCAAAGCAACUUAUAUUUACUUUUUCCUUCGUUUAGUUUUUUUAAUUCUCUCCUCUCCACACCCGUUUUCCACUCACAGAACACACAACCCCGAGUGAGUGAAAGGUGCAUCUAUAUAUACUGUUGUGCCGGGACUCAAUUACUAAUUAAUUAUUCACUUGAAUCCCAGCACGUGAAAUAAUUUGUGCAACCCCGUGUGCACAUACUAUUAAAUACUUUAAAUGCAUGUGAAGUACAAUCCCCAUGCCUAAAUACAACUAUAUAUUUUAAAUCACUCGUGCUACACAGACCCAUUUAUAUCCCAUGCACCAAUAUCUAUACACCAACAUUAACACACCACACACAACAUAUAACACACAAAUGCACACAGGGGCGGGGCACAUUGCCACAGUUCCCCACAAAUAAACAACCUCAGAAAUAGUUUCUACAAAGCACAUAUACUGCUUGUCAGGACGAAUGUGUCUGUACAUUUGUUCAGCAGUAUUUUGUAUUGGGUUUUGAACAUUGUGGAAGUUAGUGAUGCUGGCUUGUCAUUGUAAUAUGUGUUCAAAAGGAUUCCCACUAAUUAAAGUAAGACUGAUGCUCAUAGCACUCAAUAUCACUGGCCCGGCUAGCUGAGGGUUUUGUUUCCAGGUUUGUUUGUGUUUUUUCUCAAAGCUUUUCAAAUACAAACGAACUGCACUUUAAAUCACACCAAAGUAUUAUUCUUAAUAACAAAUAUGAAUCUUGUGCAAUAAAUUAAAUACAUUCCUUUUCAUUGUAUAGUUAGAUGGUACGAUUGUGGUUCAACAGUAUGUUGUAUAAAAUAGAUAUGACUUAUGGUACCUGAAAUAUGCAAACUUGAGGGUACUAAAUGAACAAAAAAAAAAGUAUAUGUAUUUAAGGAUAUUGGAUUUAGACUUCAUCCCCCACAUUGGGAAAUAAAAUGAAAUGUUUUGCAUCAUCCUAUAGAAAUCACCAAUUUAGCUUCAUAAAGUGGAAUGAAACCUCCUGAAUAAUGUUAUGUUAACAUAUUGUUGCAUACCGCUUUGUAGUUUUCCAUAUACUUAACAAAAAACUGACAAAAAUUGAAAAAUAUGACCUUUCAGAAUCUAACAUGAAAUACUGUACCACUAUUAUGGCCUCCGGUAGACUUUUGUGAUAUCAUUUUGUAGUUUCUUUGAUUACAUGAUGUUAGAUAAAAUAUCUAAAUGAUGUUCACACACACAUAUACCGGGGUGUGUGUGUGUGUGUGUGUGUGUGUGUGUGUGUGUGUGUGUGUGUCUAUAUAUAUGUCUCAAUCCUAAAAUUGUAGGUGAUGCAAAACCUUUGGCCAUAGCUGUAGUUGAAAAAAACAAUAUUGCAGUUAUGAACUAUCAUUUGGCAGUUAGAUUUGAGUUGCUUGUUUUUUUUUUUUCAAAACCUAGCCUACUGUUAUAUUCUAUAGGCUGUUCAACAAAAACUGAGCCGCACAUGUGCUCUGACGUGGGUAGAUCCUGCAACUGUCCCUCUUGAGUAGCUAUGCAUAAGAAAAGGGCUUUCCACUACUUACAAUUGUUCCUAAUGUUGUUAUGUGUUGUAGGAUUUUUUAAAAGGGAAAUGUUUGCAUUGUACAAUGUUAUAUCACUGCCAGAUGUUCUUGAAUUGCCAAGAUUCACUCAUCUUGUUCAUUUAGUAUAUAAGAGUAUAUCCUAGAGCAGUGCCCGCACACCAGAUUGAGAUUUUAUUAAGCUGUAUUACAUUUACUUUUAGAUACACUAGUUUAUUUUAUAUAAGAAGGGAAUACUUUUUUAUGAAAUCCAAGCCUUAUAUGAACCAGAAAAAUCACAAAAUCUGGACUUCAUGAUACCAUUCAUAUUAUCAAACAUGUAAAGUAUAGUAUAUCUGAAAUAUAUCUAAAUAUAAAAAAACAUUACAUUUUGUAGCAAUGUUGCACUUUUAUUCUUUUCCAGCACUAUGGAAAGUAAGCAUUUUUUUAAAAUUUAGAUUAUGAAUAUUGUUUUGCUUGUUUGUUUGAUUUUUAUAAUAUAUAUAUACUGCAGUAUGUGACUGUAUUUAGUCAUAUGUUUAAUAGACUGUACGGCUCAGUAAAAAUAUUAAAGCACUGUCCUUAGUAUUUUCAUAAUGUGGUAUUGGCAAAAUGUUUUUUUAGAUAGGAUACUGUUAAGAGCAAAUUAUCAGGCCAACAUUAUUUAAACAUUCUGGACCAAGUUGUUAUACAUCUCUGAAGGUAUAUCUCUAAAUUCCUACAUACAAGAUAUUUAUUUCUUGAAACUCCUUUCACAUUACCACGUAUCCUCCAGUCCUCCAAUUACGUUUUACAAGAACCAAACUACUAAAUUUUAAAAUUCAAGAUACCUUCAUUGUUUUUCAGUUUAUUACCUUUAACGUCGGUAUUUCUCCAUCCAAAAAAUAGGAGUUAAUUCACUGGAGUAAGCACAUAGUAAAUAUUGCCCUUUUGAUUUUAGAAAUAGCGGGUGCAAAUUUAGUGCUAGGGUACUGGGCUGUUCAGGGUUAAGACAUACAGUAUACAUGUGAGGGGAAGUUUCUCUCAAAAUGUCUAGUGACUGAAAGGCAGGUAGCCAAUGACUCUGUUGUACAGUAUUCAGAACUGAUCACCACAGCUCAGUGUAUCUCUGUGCUUGAAAGGUAAACUGAUUGCUCAGACAGGGCAGUGGCAUCCAUCAGUGACUCACGUGGCUGUGUCGCCACAGGGAUGAAAAAUAUACUGCCAGUCAGGAAUCUUAGAUUCUCUCUGCAUUGUUAGACAAACAAUACAUGCAUACAAGUGUUAGCCUUUUCUAUUCUGUUAAACGUUACAUGCAGUUGCUGUGUAUAUUUCCAUGUAUACUUCUAUCCAAGUUGUUUUUACAGUAUUAUAAAUCAUUCUGGGUAUUUUACAGAGCUUGUGAAUCGGUUACAAGCUGUCGAUUGAUUCAAAUGGUCCGGGAUCAUCCAAGCUUCCAGCAUCUACACAUAAAUCUAAUCCCGACCGUCAAUCACAACUUUAGGCUAGAUUUGGCAUUAGAUUGCAAAUUCGUUAUUUAGGAUUGGAAUAUCAUUGGGUCACACUUUAUUUUAAGUGGCACUUUUUACGUUUGUUAACAGUUGACAACUAACUUACUAACGGGUUGUUCAUGUUGCGUUAAUUGUUAAUAUAUAUGAACCUAUUAAUAAACGAAUAAACAUUUCAAUGAUAUAAUCGACUUGGAGUUGUAGCAGUAUCUGAUGCUUGCUGAAAGUUUUAGCUGUCUUUUAAUUAGUUCAUAAAUAGGUUACUGUAUAUUAACUAUCAGAAACUUCUAUUUGCUCAUUAAAUAAAGCCUGCCAGUAAAAACUGUACAACAGAUGCUAUUCAGUGUGGAUAUUCCCUUUAGUACGACUCGACAGCCUGCAGACACAGCACACAGUGCAGACUAAUAAUCUAGAAUACCAUGAUUGUACACUCUGUGGUACCAAAGAUUUGGAAACAUGUAUUUUAAAAUGUUGUAAAACAUAACGUUUUUGUAUAUGCUCUGUAUAACAUAAAGUACAUUACAAAUAAAGUUUUUUUUCAAACCUA